Molecule: messenger RNA, 1616 nt
Organism: Erythranthe guttata (spotted monkey flower)
Lineage: Eukaryota; Viridiplantae; Streptophyta; Magnoliopsida; Lamiales; Phrymaceae
Product: light-inducible protein CPRF2-like
Biological process (GO): regulation of DNA-templated transcription
Molecular function (GO): DNA-binding transcription factor activity
Source: RefSeq, a predicted model, not a curated record
AUUCACAGCAGUAGGCUUUUAGAGAGAGAGAGAGUUAGAGAGAGAAGGGGAGAGAGAAGAAAUGGAUAGAGUGUUUUCAGUGGAUGGGAUCGCUGACCAGUUCUGGUCACCCCACCCUCCUAUUCGCCUCGGCGACGACGACGAGGAGACGGACCAACCGUCUUCCUCCUCCGCCGCCGCCGCCACCACCGCGGAAUCGAAGUCGAUGCGGAUGAACCGUAGCUCGUCGGAAUGGGCCUUCCAGCGAUUCCUCCAGGAGGCUGCCUUGCCUGACAACACUACCACCACCACCACCACCACCACCCAACAAUCGUCUACGCUGUCGAAGCAUCCGUCGCAAGACGACGUCGUUGAGAUCAAAGGAAACCAUCAUUUCAGCGCUGUGGGGGUCAAGGUCAACGGUAACCAGCGAAAGCUAGAGCUGGCUUCGGGGGACCCACCACCACCGCCGAAUAUUCCGGUCGAUUCUGAUGAGUAUCAGGCCUUCCUUAAAAGCCGCCUCGAGCUGGCCUGCGCCGCCGUCGCUUUGACUCGGGGAAGCAGUGGCAAGGUUCAAGAAUCUGCAGCUGUGGUAGCUGAAAACGGAUCUCAAGCUUCUAAUACGUCGCAGCUCGGGUCUCAUCUUACUUACAAAGCUAGUGGACGCGAUUCAUCAAAGGUACAAGAUAAGGAUGUUGGUGUACCUCCCUUGCCUGCUAUAUCUAAGAAAUGUGGGGCCCAGGUCAAGUCAACUACAAGUGGAUCGUCCGUCGAACAGUCGGAUGACGAUGAAGCUGACGGAGAAAAUGAAGCUAAUCAAAAUUUGGGCCCUUCAGACCCUAAACGCGUCCGAAGAAUGCUUUCAAAUAGAGAAUCAGCACGGCGGUCUAGAAGAAGAAAGCAGGCCCAUUUGACUGACCUGGAGUCGCAGGUUGGUCAAUUAAGAGUUGAGAACUCUUCUUUACUGAAGCGCCUUACAGACAUAAGUCACAAGUACAACGAAGCAGCUGUUGACAAUAGAGUCCUCAAAGCUGAUGUCGAGACAUUGAGAGCAAAGGUAAAAAUGGCGGAAGAAUCAGUGAAAAGAGUAACGGGGCUGAACCCAUUAUUCCAUGCAAUGUCCGAGAUAUCGAUAAUGGGGUUGCCUUCUUUUGCCAACAGUCCGGACACAUCAUCAGCUGAUACAGCAGCUGUAGCAGUACAAGUGCAAGACGAACAGAAUCAGCAUUAUUACCAUAAUGCCCCUCUAGACCACAGAAUUCAAAACGGUGUAGUUGUAGAUAUUCCUACUCCUAUAAUAGAGGAUGUGGUGCAAACAACAAACAAGAUGGGAAGGACGAUUUCUAUGCAGAGAGUGGCUAGUUUGGAACAUCUGCAGAAACGCAUUCGUGGCUCCACCGCUUCUUCUUCGGGUACUCAAAACCAGCAAUAGUUCUUUUGUUGAAGAUCUUGAUAGGACCUCCAUUAAUGGAUAUAAAUACGAUGAGAUUCAUCGUUUGCUUUGAAUUUAUCAUGUAUUAUUAAGUUUGUACUUCUUAUGUUUAUCAAGAUUGUUGUAUUAAUAUUAUGGCGCUUGAAAUUCAUAUUCCAAUCGAUAAACAUAAAUUGAUAAAACACAAUAAUUAUGUAAAAUGUUC